CCAGUCUCCGGGCGUCCCCCCACCCCCACCGGCGACCCAAAGCCGCGCGCGGACGGGGCCAUGUGUCGCGCGCGGCUCCGCCUCCCGCCGGUCCUCUGAGGCGGCGGCCGGGGGGAACACAGAGACAGCCAGGCGCCUAUCCGGCAGUGUGGUGCCUAUAGCGGGUGCAGCGGACUGCGCUGUGGCCAGGCCUCUUUUUCUCUGGUCCAGACCACCCGGAUGGGGCUCUCCGGGCCCCGCCCCGUCUGGCCUAGCCCGGCCUGCCAGAGUCGCGCAAGCUCUGAAGGCAGGCUAGCGGGAUGACCCCAGCCCCACGUCCUGCCACCCGUCUGCGAAGGAUCCGGGGAUGGGCAAGCGCCACCCGGCCCGCUCUGGAGUCAGCAUUGGGUCUCAGUGAGGCCGGGUGACGCUCCAGAAUGGGAGACAAGCCAAUUUGGGAGCAGAUUGGAUCCAGCUUCAUUCAACAUUACUACCAGUUAUUUGAUAAUGACAGAACCCAACUAGGCGCAAUCUAUAUUGACGCAUCAUGCCUUACGUGGGAAGGACAGCAGUUCCAGGGGAAAGCUGCCAUUGUGGAGAAGUUGUCUAGCCUUCCGUUCCAGAAAAUCCAGCACAGCAUCACAGCGCAGGACCAUCAGCCCACACCAGAUAGCUGCAUCAUCAGCAUGGUUGUGGGCCAGCUCAAGGCUGAUGAAGACCCUAUCAUGGGGUUCCACCAGAUGUUCCUAUUAAAGAACAUCAACGAUGCUUGGGUUUGCACCAAUGACAUGUUCAGGCUUGCCCUGCACAACUUCGGCUGACCUCCUCCCAGCCAGGCACUCAUGCUGUUUCCUCCUCCCUCCUCUUCCCAAUACUAUUCACACUCCUCCAGAUGCUCCAAAUAUCAUACACAAACGAGCAGGGCCGCGGUGGGAGUGGGCGCAGUGCGCUGCUGCUACUGGGGUGUUGUGCAUGAUGUUUGGACGCUAGACUAGUUGCAUCUGACGGGAGAAGUUUGUGUUGUACCAGCGCAUGCCUUGGAAAGACUUAAGUAAUGCGAAAGGUUGUCUCUCUCUCUUUUUUUUUUUUUUUUUUUUUUUAAUCUACUGACAAGUUGCUCUAGUAACCCAAAGAAGUGAAGGAGAAAGCAGCUGCCUCACCGCCCAGAUAUUGAUUUGUUCAGAUGUUUCAAUGCCUCAUGAUACAAUAAAACCACAAAAAUUUUCUUAACAGUUUAAAUCGUUUUAAUGAGUUUAAUAGUUGGCUGGGCAUCAAUAACUACCCUGCCCCAUUGUCUCUCUCAUGUCUCAUCUUCCCACCUCUCCUCCCAACUCAGCAGUAUGUGUUACAGGGAGAAACUGCUGAAGCAGCACUCCCAGCUAGCUUCUCUCAGAAGCCUUGUAGGGCAUAGUAUGCCCCACCUCAGCCCACCUGGUCCUGGAAAACUGAGCUGCAGACAGAGCUCAGGUCUGGCCUUGCUUCCCUUGCAGUGAAGCCUUUGCAGUCAGUUCUGACAACUCCUACAUUAGGUAGGGACAGGGCUCUGGUAAUGGAGAUGAGCUAGAAUCUCACUGAAAAUGACUCAUCAGGCUCAGGUGCUCUGGACUGAGGGCUUAAGAAAACUACCCUGUAUAAAAUGAGCAAAUGUUUGAGGGAGAAGGUCCUCUUCUACUUCUAGAACAGUUAGGAUCACAUCGAGGGUGCCCCCAAAAAACCCCAACCCAAGCAGAGGGCAGCUCUGAUUUUGCACCACUUCCUUUGGAUAUCCUUGCCCAGAAGUGAGUGCCCAGAACAGUCAGCCUCCAUUUGCCUGUGGAGCAUAGAGCCAGGCCCAGUUGGGCUGGAGUACAGAUAAAGAGCUAUGAAAGUAGGCAGUCUGAGACUGAGGGAUUUGUGCUUUGGGACUUCUUACCCCUCAGACCUUUGCAAGACAUCUCUAGGCCUCCCAUUCCCCCCCUCACCACACACAUAACCUUCACAUUGUCUUCAAGUCCCAGGAAAUCUUACCAGGGCAGUUUCUGCUACUCAGUUUAGGGGACAGAGGCCUUGCCCAUUACAAAUCUAGCCCUUUAGCCCUGAGACCUCUGGUGUUACAAAGUCUGGUGGCAAGACCACAACCAAAAGCUAGAACCAAACCCAGGUCUUGGGCUGGUGCCCUACUAGGGGUUUUAAGAUUGGAGAGGGCUCCACAGUUAUGCCUGACCUUCUGCACUCCCCCUUACCCCCCCUGCACUAUGGAUGGAGGCCAAGGACUUUCUCAGACCCCCACAGGUUGCCUGACUACCCUGGGCACAGAGUUGGAUGAUGAACUGUUUUUAGAAGACCACAAACUCAGGAGAUUUCAGUGGGACUGAUUUAGGAUGCUAUGUGUUUGGGGAAUGGGGGUCGGGAGAGAGGUAAAUGCCUGAUGCCUCUUAAACCACCCUGUAUAAAAUCUGCAAUACAGCUUCUUCCAUGUACCUGUGCCUGAAAUUUCUGCAAUAAAGAGGUGUUUGUAAA
Molecule: messenger RNA, 2478 nt
Organism: Suricata suricatta (meerkat)
Lineage: Eukaryota; Metazoa; Chordata; Mammalia; Carnivora; Herpestidae
Gene: NUTF2
Product: nuclear transport factor 2
Exons: 5
Coding region: 417-800 (127 amino acids)
Biological process (GO): protein import into nucleus
Cellular component (GO): nuclear pore central transport channel
Source: RefSeq, a predicted model, not a curated record